This is a messenger RNA of Candidula unifasciata, 1013 nucleotides long. The record is from the annotation of a GenBank genome assembly. NCBI's taxonomy places the organism in Eukaryota, Metazoa, Mollusca, Gastropoda, Stylommatophora, Geomitridae.
AUGGUCAUUAUUGUAGAUUCUUCUAUCAGUGUUGGCAAGGCCAACUUUCAAACGGUAACGGCCUUCCUCAAAAGUCUCCUGGGUUAUCUGCCGGUCCAUCCGGACGGAAUCAGGGUCAGUCUCAUCAGGUACGCCUCCAGAGCUGACGUCAUAACUUAUCUUGACGAAGACAUGAAUAAAACAGAGAAGGCUGGAGUUGUCGCAUCUAUGGCCUUCAGAGGUGGGGGCACAAAUACACAUUUAGCACUCAAAAGAGCUCGGACUGCUCUACUGACGCCAGAACGAGGCGAUCGGCCCGACGUUCCAGACCUGGUGAUUCUGACAACCGAUGGAAGCUCAACGAAUAAAAACUGGACCAGUGCUGAAGCAGCAGCUCUGAAGGCAAAUGAGAAUUUGAAAAUAUUUGUGAUAGGAAUUGGAAAUGAAGUCGCAGACACGGAGCUAGUAGCAGUAGCUUCCCGCCCGGAGAUGGUCUACAAGUUAACGGACUUCUCACAACUGACAGAAAUUGUGAAGAAUUUAGCCAGGUUCUCUUGUUCAGAGAUGCUUCUUUCAAGUUAUUCAACUACUGAAAAUGAAAACAAAACCGAAACAACAUUGGAACAAACAACAAAAACACACGACCCUACAUUAUUUAAUCCUAAGACAUUAGAAACUGAAUCUACUUUGGAGCCAAAGAUAACAGAACAGUCCACAUUACUUGAUGCUACGAUAGUAUUUGACACUGAAACUCAGUCGAGUACACACAUCUUUACAAAAGAUACAAGCACUACAAGUCCAAUAGAAGCGCGGACUUCUACCGCACCCACAAGUUUCCACACAACCACAUUUCUGGACUCAGCUGAUGGCGAAGCUCGUGCUUUCGAUGGUCCCCGAGCUGCUCAGCGUAGCACGGCAUACUUUCCCCCACGAACAUCAAUGACUUCUGCUGUUACAACUACUGCCGAAUCUUUCUUGCCUGAUACUAAUUUAACACAAUUUGAUCAUUUUUAUGUAACAAACUUAACCAAACU